CAAUUUAGGAUUUACUUUCUAAUGUGUACACAAAUGUUAUUCGAGUGUCUCCUUAUAGACUUGUACAGGAGUUUGGAUUAAUGUUUUAAUGUUUCUGUGUUUUGGCCAGUGUUUCUGAAACUUAGAGAUCUGACUCUUCCCUCUCUGGGAGCCUCCCCCCAUGUCCCUCCCUGCCUCUCUCUCUCCCUCUGUCUCUUGGAAAAGUUUUGGAAAUGCUGGGAGCAGCACAAUGACGCUCUUUAUACUGACUUCUGCUCUUCUAAGUCAAAGUCUAAUAGCAGGUAUUUCAUUCUGCCUUAAUGUCACAGUCCACCCCCACCCAUGGGUACAACAUGCAACUGGGGAAAACACAUCCUUAUGGUGUUCUGUGACCCAAAGAAGGAGGCAAGACAGCUUGUUAACUGUGCGCUGGGUGUUUUCUUCAGAGUCUGGACCUGAACAAAUUAUUGGAAGAAUUACAAAAUUUGGAACAGCACAUACUUCAGGAAAUUGGAGCCAUAGGGGUAAUCUAAGCAGCGAUGGUCCUGGUAAAGGUUAUCGUCUAAUGCUAAGAGAUCUGCGUUUGUCUGACCAGGGUCAGUAUAUAUGUCGUGUUCAAGAAGUUGCUCGACAUCGAAAUCGCUGGACAGCUGUGUCUAAUGGCACUGCAGACACAAAGUUAAAGGUCACGUCACAUUCAGUUUCUGAAGAAAAGAAACUAUUUGCAUGGAAUUUAUUCCAAGACCUUUAUCUAUAUGCUGUGCUGCUCUGCUGUUUGGGCAUCCUGAGCCUUCUGACCUUCUUUCUUAUUCUUCUAUGCCAGACCAUCUUCCACAAGAGUCGCACCAAAGUGCGUUGGAAAUGUCCCCAUGAAAGUCCGAAUGACGAGAGCCCCAGUGUCACUGACCUGCUCUCUCCUCCACCAUCCAUGAGGAAGAAGAAAAAGAACAGAAGUAAGGACGUUGAUACUCCACCUGCUAUCCCUGUUAAAGGUCCCUCAGUGAGGUUGACCAGGAAUACUGAAAAACCUCUUCUACUGCCCCGCCUGGUGGAAGAAGGUUUAGCAUAUGCAGAACUGGAGCUAAUGAAGUCCCCACCCCCAGUGAAAGAACCUACCGCCAGCACAGUCUAUGCUCAGAUCCUGUUUGAAGAGAGUUUCCUGCAGCAGAAAAUGCACUCAGAAAAACAAAGUGCUACUACAGGAAAUCCUAUGCAAAGACUUUAGCCCAAGCACAUCUGCAUUGCCAAGUUCCAUUCCCUUAAAGGAACCACCUUUAUUUAUAUUAAUCUCAAACCUUAAACUACUGGAUGAAACACUGGGACCUUUUUUUGUUUAGUUUCGGUACUUAAUAACAAUUGGAUUUAAAAGUAGUAUUUUCUUGUAGAUACAGUGCCUAGAAUAUUAAAUUGUCUCCCAAAGCAAGAAAUUUAACAUAACAACUUGGCAGUUGUCUCUGUGGAUAAGAUCAGAGCAAUAUGGUUUUUGCUAUCACAAACCAUUUUAUAAGCAAUCAUAAUAAAAGCUCUCAUAUCUCUAGCGGACUUCAGUUAGAUAGAGAGAAAUUCCAUGCCUAUGCACAAAACCUUUUACCAUAAUAAAAUAGGGAUAAUUAAUAAUAACCUUUUCAUAUACUGUAUAGGAUACAUUUUUUAAACUCACUUUUAUUUAAAUAUGUCAUAGGAAAGCAGGAAUAGAUGCAGUGCCAGUUAGUGUUUAUCACACAUUGCAUCUGUACUAAGAUGAACAUGGGAUUGGGAAACUGUUAGGCCAACGGCAUACAAGGAGAUUAGUUGCCCUGCAAUUAAUGCUUUCCUACCAGCGAGAAUGUAAAUUAGAAAGUUUUUCAGAAAGCUAAAACAAUGCAUAUGUUUUUCUACUGGUGAUUUACAUUCUAACUGGUAGGAAAUCAUUAAUCAAGGUGUUAUAUUCACAUCAGCGAACUGCUGAUUUUUAGUAAAUAUGAGAUGUAUUGUGAAAAUACAUCUGAUGAAUGUUUCAGAUCUUAGAUAAGGAGAUAAUUCACCAUUUAGUAAAUCUGGCCCAUUAGAGGAAAAAAAGAAAAAAACUAUAAGCAGAAUGGUCUGCCUUUGACAGGCAAUGCAAUACAUCUUGAUGUGACAUUUCCACACUGAAAAAAUGCAUUAAGCAAGUUCCCAUAUGGCCCUAACCUAAGGUCUAGCUUUUUUUAGACUAGAGGCUAUAAUAAAAGUAAACCUGGCCCUACGACUCCUAGAUCACUACUAAGUGCAUUUCUUUAGGGCUUCACAGAGCUACCAUUUUCAUUUUGGGCUCAAAAGUUUCUUUCAUGAAAGGUCUGUUUCAGAGGUAAGAUCCAUAAUCCAGUAUCCAGGCUGUGAAAAAGCUGUCCAGAUGUGAUCGCUAUUCUAUAAGAUUUGUGGUUACUUGGGUUUAUGUUUAUUAAGGUUUGAGGGUAAGAUUUCUCUAGGGUUUAAAUUUUUUUUUUUUUAAAGUGUUAGUACCACUAGCAAAAUGUGUUCAAUUAUACAAAGUAUUUUCUACUUUUCAUAUCAUUACUCACCUAUUCUUAUGUUAUAUCAGUUUUUUCUCCCAUCUGUUAUGACGCCACCUAAGUCUAUUCUCCCUACUUACUCUAUUCCUUAGUUUGCCAAGAUUGGUAAACGUGUGGACCUUUCCCUGAUAUGUCUGCCAUGAGAAUCACAGCCCCUAGUGUGCAGGCCAUCAGAGCAAGGACUGCAUCAACAGGCAGACGCGGUCCUUGCCCCAACAGGAUUUUAAAACCUGCUUGAUCGCCCAGGCCCGGAUUUUUUGCGGGGGGGGGGGCAGAAUGGGGGCGCCCCCAUUAGAAAUCUGGUGCUGCGAUCGACAUUUGCCUGAUUUAUGAACAGAUAUCAGUGAGGCAGGCCAGUCAGGGUUCCACCAUACAUGGGCAGAUAAGCUUCCUUUCUUUUUAUAUAUAUAUAUUUUAUGUUUUCACUUCAGUUGUCUUUUUUUCAUAGUAUCCCUACUGCCCUUAUAUUUUUCUACUAUCCAUUUCCUAUUUUCAUCUCUUCUCUUCAGUCUUUCUCCUUUCUCUAAGAACAAUUUGGUGGCCUGGAACUCCAUGCAUUCACAGCACAGCAACAGGCUCAUCUGUUCCAGUUUCUGCUUUGUGAUUGGGCAAGGUAUAACUUUGAAACUGCCUAACCAUAAAGGGUAACUACUGCACCACAGUAAGCCUAAAAGUGUUUAAUAAGUAAUAAAAUGUUACCAUAUAAAUUGAUUUUUUUUCUUGAUCAUGACCGGAUUUAUCUUGUUUUUUUUUCGUUUUUUUUACUGGAUUUAUCUUGUUUUUUAUUUUUACAGCACACUGCUUACUUUUGAAUGUUGGUACAUGUACUGUAAUCCCAUAUCAUAUUUUUGUAAUCAGUAAAUAUACAUUUAUUAUUAAGUUGUAAUAUGUACUUAUUUUAACUAACUCGUGGAAUAUAAAAACAUUCUGAAACACCA
Messenger RNA from Xenopus tropicalis (tropical clawed frog), 3448 nucleotides. RefSeq names its product V-set and transmembrane domain containing 4 (gene vstm4). The transcript has 8 exons. The coding region runs from base 161 to 1204 and encodes 347 amino acids. NCBI's taxonomy places the organism in Eukaryota, Metazoa, Chordata, Amphibia, Anura, Pipidae. The record is from RefSeq and is a predicted model, not a curated record.